GGCCGCUAGAUGGCAGACGUUCACGACACCAGCCGUUACUCUACGGUUUGUUUACACUCGUCACAAUGGCGACCAUCUCUGAACUGAAGAACGCCGUGAGGGAGACGCUGGAGUCCCGCGGUGUACUGGGCCAGCUGAGGGCUCGGAUCCGAGCGGAGGUGUUCAGCGCCCUGGAUGAGCGGCGUGACGCCCGGCCAUCGCUGUCCCGGGAAAACCUGCUCAUAAACGAGCUCAUCCGGGAGUACCUGGAGUUCAACAAGUACAGGAACACGGCGUCAGUGCUUACAGCAGAGUCGGGCCAACCUGAAAUUCCCUUGGACCGGCAGUUUUUGGCCACCGAGCUGAGAGUCUCAGAGGAUACAAGCUCCAAGUCUGUACCUCUUCUUUAUGGACUGGUUUCUCACUUCCUGAACAGCAGCGACAGCAGAGGGAAAGUUUUGCUGCGAGGCACUGCUGUAAGCAUCUCAGCUCCUGGACACGAUUCCUGACACGUUUACGCCACGCAGCGCGUCUCCUGUGAUGCUCGUGGACUGAAAGGACGCUUUGACUCUCCAAUGAAUGUCUAAAACCCCGGGGGGAGAAACAGUCUUUGUAUAGCUUUUUUUAUAAGUUGUCAAAAUGUUUUUUUUUUUUUGUUUUUUUUACUUUAUAC
This is a messenger RNA of Fundulus heteroclitus (mummichog), 652 nucleotides long. It is a transcript of the gene cep20, whose product is annotated as centrosomal protein 20. Gene Ontology annotation, biological process: cilium assembly; microtubule anchoring. Gene Ontology annotation, molecular function: protein binding. Gene Ontology annotation, cellular component: motile cilium; centrosome; ciliary basal body. The record is from RefSeq and is a predicted model, not a curated record. NCBI's taxonomy places the organism in Eukaryota, Metazoa, Chordata, Actinopteri, Cyprinodontiformes, Fundulidae. The transcript has 4 exons. Bases 66 to 488 code for a protein of 140 amino acids.